GCACUAUUAUUUUUUAUUAAUAGUUCUCUCUUUCGUGAGAGUCAAAUUAAGAGUUUUUAAAUUUCUCCACCGAUAACAAUCAUCAAGAAGAUAACAAAAAAAACAUUUAAAUUAUAUUCGCCAUAUCAAAAACUCUUCAUAAAAAAUACACUUCUAUAAUUUCAGGGCUAUCUGUUAUCAAGACUUUUGCCAUAAUAAUAAGACAGCUUCUGUCGCGAUAACAACUAUACAAAGAUAUGAAUGAAAAAAGUGGUUUCGAUAGGGUUUUAUGGAAUUGUCGUCCGGGUGUGCCAAAAGACUGAUUCCAAUACCACCUGCUAAUAAUGUUGGCAUUAUCGAACAGACCAUUCGAUUAAACGGUAUUGGUAAAAUGAGAGAAACAGGAUGUUGGUUGAAAUUCACCAGCGCAUUAGCCGAAGAAUUUCAAGUCGAUAAUUUUCGCUUGAAUCAUUAUCCAGUUGAAGACUUUUAUAAAUCUCAAUGGCAAACUAGGGAAAGAUCCUUCUGGUAUCUGCUGUAUCGAUGGUGUGUGGCUUUAUUUUAUCUUGGUUCUAUUCUGGCUUGUGCAAUACAUCAGUUCGACAAUGCAAGAUUUUUCAUCUAUUUAACUGAUUGGGGUUUCGUCUUGUGCACGAUUGCCACCCUUUAUGGAGCUGUUCUCACAACGUUAUGGCAUUUUGACAGAGUGGAUGCCUUGGAAGAUAGUUGGGGCAUUAAAUUAUUUUGGAUACUUCAUUGGUCUGCUUUGGUGCUAUCAAUAGUUAUUUCUUCGAUGUUCUGGACCCUACUUCUUCAAGUUGACCCAUCCAUAGCUGGUGAUCCUUACAAUCUUCUCCAACAUGCAACAAAUUCAAUUGUGAUGAUAAUAGAUCACUUUGUCGUAAGAUUCCCCUCACGUAUUUUACAUUUUAUCUAUCCCCUUGGAAUCGGUGCUGUCUACUGUUUAUUUUCAAUAAUUUAUUAUUUUGCUGGAGGAACUGGAGCAUAUGGCGCUUCAAAUUCCAUUUAUCCAAUUCUCGAUUGGGGAGGAUCUCCAUUAAUAGCAUGUCUUUCAGUCCUAACUGCUGUACUUGCAUGUUUUAUUUUUUCGUUCAUACUAUUUUGGCUUUAUAAACUUAGAGUUUAUUUGUGUAGAACUUUUUCAAAUACUCAAAAACCUCAUACGAUACACUAUUAAUACAAGUUGUUGUUGUUUUUUGUGUUUAUUUUAAUUAGUUUUUAGUUUAGGAAAUUUUAAACCAAUUUUAAAUAAAUUUUAUAGUAAAUUUUUGCGAUGAAUAAAGAUGAAUUUGUUAUUUGUUUAA
Molecule: messenger RNA, 1304 nt
Organism: Episyrphus balteatus (marmalade hoverfly)
Lineage: Eukaryota; Metazoa; Arthropoda; Insecta; Diptera; Syrphidae
Product: protein rolling stone-like
Exons: 5
Coding region: 269-1177 (302 amino acids)
Cellular component (GO): membrane
Source: RefSeq, a predicted model, not a curated record